AUGCCUAUAAGUUCUUCUUGCUCAAACGUGCCUCCCUUCUUUGGGAUCAAAAAACGCCUACAGCAGUUGGAAGAGAAGUUGGAUUUUGAAUCAGACGAGGUCACUCGAGUUAUUGGAGUUGUUGGGAUGCCUGGAAUAGGUAAAACCACUCUUGCCAAGAAAUUGAUGGAAGAUUGGGGAUACAUGUUCUUGCAUACCAUGUUUCUAGAUGAUAUCCGCGCCAAGGCAAGAUCUCUUGGAAUCCACAGGUUGGAGGAAGACCUCCUAUAUGGUUUAAUGAGGAGCAAACAUGAUGGAAAGGAAAUAAGAUAUGCUGAGUAUACACUUGAAUCUUUAAAAGAUGAGCUAAGAGAAAGCAAAGUAUUAAUUGUUCUUGACGAUGUGAGUAAAAAGAGUCAGAUAGAUAUGAUUCUUGGUGGACGAAAAUGGUUAAGAGAAGGAAGCAGAGUUGUCAUCACAACGAACAGCAAGUCCGUAAUCACAGGAAUGGUGGAUGAUACUUAUCUAGUGCCGGGCCUGAGCGAUGAAGAUGGGUUUAAAUACUUUGAAAAACACGCAUUCACCACCGGUUCUUGCGAGCCACGGUUCAUGAGGCUUGCAAGAGAGUUUGUGGAUUACUCUAGGGGACAUCCAUUAGCUCUUAAAGUACUUGGUGGUGAGCUUCUUACAAAGGACGAGGCGUAUUGGGAAUCAAAGCUUGGGGAGCUUGCGAAAAGCCCGAUUAGCAACAUAAUUCAUAAUGUGUUGAGAAGUUCUUAUGAUGAUCUGAGCAAACACCAAAAGGAAUUGUUCCUUGAUGUGGCAUGUUUCUUCAGGUCUGAAGAUGAGUAUCAUGUGAGCUGUUUGCUGGAUUCUUCAAUGAGUGAAAUAAGACAUCUCGCGGACAAGUUCUUGAUAAACAUUUGUGGCGGUCGACUAGAGGUGAAUGAUCUGAUGUACACAUUCGCAAUGGGACUAGAGUCACAAUCAUCCACUGAAAAUUUAGCUAGUGGGCGUAGGUUGUUUAACCAUGGCGAGAUCAUUGCUAUUCUCCUAAACAAAGCAGUCCGAGGGAUUUUUCUUGAUAUGUCUGAAGUACCAAGGAAAAUGAGUCUAAGUAGUGACACAUUCAAAUAUAUGGGAGAUCUCAAAUAUUUGAAAAUUUUCAACUCAAGUUUUCCUAAAGAAGGCGAAGCUACAUGCAACUUGUACUUCCGCGACGGACUCAAGUUCCAGUUGGAGGAGAUUCGGUAUCUUCACUGGCUGAAGUUUCCGCUGAAGAAGUUACCAGAAGAUUUUAACCCUAAGAAUCUUAUAGACCUCAACCUGCCUUACAGUCGUAUUGAGCAAGUUUGGGAUGGAGAGAAGAACGCACCAAAAUUACAAUGGCUCGAUCUGAACAACUCAAGUAAGCUGCGUACGUUGUCGGGCUUAUCACAGGCUCCAAAGCUUCAAAGUAUAAACCUUGAAGGUUGCACCGAACUGAAGACGGUUCAUGAAGAGCUACAAAACAUGAAAAGUCUCAUAUUCUUGAACCUCAGAGGAUGCACGAGCCUCGAGUCUCUUCCACAAAUGAACUUGAUCUCUCUGAAAACACUCAUCCUCAGCGGCUGUACAAGUCUUGAGAAGUUCAAACUAGCUCCAGAGAAUCUGGAAGAGUUGUACUUAGAUGGCACCGCGAUAAAGAAGCUUCCUCCAACGAUUGGGAAUCUCCAGAAACUAGUCUUGUUGAUAUUAAAAGACUGCAAAAGAUUGGCGUGUCUCCCAGAUUCUAUCGAGAAUCUAAAAGCUCUUCAAAAGCUAGUACUCUCAGGUUGUAAAAGCCUUGCGACCUUUCCAAAGAUAAAAAAGAACAUGAAGCAUUUAAAGACUUUGCUACUUGAUGGAACAGCCAUAAAGGAGAUGCCUAGUCUCUUGAACCGCUUCGAUGUUAAUCAAGGCGACCUUUCUACUUGUUCACACUGCGAUUUGCGUGAAUGGCCGCAUGAUAUCUACACAUUAUCAUCAGUUCAACGUUUAUGUUUGAGCAGAAACAACUUCAGAAGCUUGCCAGAAAACAUCAGAUAUCUCUACAAUCUCAAAUGGCUUGACCUCAAGUACUGCGAGCAGCUCAUAUCUCUUCCAGUGAUUCCACCGAGUCUUCACUAG
This is a messenger RNA of Eruca vesicaria subsp. sativa (arugula), 2127 nucleotides long. The record is from the annotation of a GenBank genome assembly. Lineage: Eukaryota; Viridiplantae; Streptophyta; Magnoliopsida; Brassicales; Brassicaceae.